AUGUGGUGGUCCUGCUUGGCGUUGCUUCCAUUUGCGGUGGCAUGUCCAGAAGGCUUCCGAGAAUUCAAGGAAGGAUGCUAUAUGUUUACUGAGGAGCAAGGAAGCAUGACGCAAUGUCAGGACCGCAUCUGCACCUCAAAGGGCGCGACCUUGGCCGUGGUGCAUGACGUAGAGGUUCAAUUCUUCCUGUCAAACUUGACCCACGAGUACCAGGCGCCAGCCUUUCUGGGGCUAUUCGAACGGGGCAGCAACGAAAGUGGCGACUGGACCUGGAUCGAUGGAAGCAAUAUGACCUUUGAGACUGAUGUCAACGAAACAGUGAACCCCUUGGCGGGAUGGGCCUUUUCGGAACCUGACAACUGGUGCUUGGACGAAGACUGCGCCGCCCUGGGAGUCGAUUAUAUCGCCAACUAUUCCGAGAUGAAGUUUGGUAUGUUCGCGCAGCUGCUGCGUCCUGCACGGUCGGUGGGAUUCUUCGACAUUUCCUGCAGUACCCAGCUACACUGCCUUUGCCAAACAGGCAAUGUGGUCUCAGAGGAUUUCCUGCUCUGGGAAUUUAACAAUUCAGCGACGCAGGAUGAGAACAGUCUCCAUGUCAACAAGACAUACUGGGAGAACUAUGCCACCUGCUUUCACAAAAGAACACGGUGCUGGUGGUAUACGGACAACAACUUCCAAAUGACCUUCGUUCUCGUCUCCGUUCUCUGCUUGACCGGCAUUGUCUUCAGCAUGACCGGCUGUUCGGGAGGCGUGCAGCGCGAGGUGACCUUAAAUGAUGCCACUGCAGCGUCCAACUACGGACAGUUGUUGGAAGCAUGCGAUCGUCAAAGCGAAGUUGACAGCACGGUGGACAGGUGGAUUGUUCGAGGGGCCUGGGCCUCCAUGCUCUAUGGUGUGAUGUUGGUGUUGUUGUCCUUGACCACCAUGUGUCAUGUGAACUUUGGCAUUUCCUUCGGCUUCGGAGUGGAUGGUUUGGAAGCCUUGGCGCUGAGCUGUUUGCAGAUGCUGCUCUGUGGCACUGCGGUGAUGGUGCAGAGACACCUCUCCAGCAGUUCCAGGUCCGUGGUGCAGUGGUGGGUCCUAGCCUUCGCCAUUGCCAAGCUGGGCAUGGCGCUAGGGGACUUCGUUGUGGCCAUCAUGUACUUCAACCAGACCCUAGGCGGUUUUGUGAAGCAGAAUGCGAGCUUCUGCACCGCCGGCUAUCUUUUUCUUUGGAUGCUAAUGACCUCAAUGCUAUGUCAGACGGUGGCUGGCACUGCCUUUGCCCGAAUUCAUGUGGGUGCAGUGCAACGGAUGGGCGGAAGCCAGCAGGUGUCAAAGGUGAUUGGCUGCUCCGGCCUCAUGCUGAUCAUCUCAACCUUCGGCGCUGGAGUGGGCCUUGGUAUCUGCGGUGCCCUCUUCAUCUUUGAUGACGAGGAUGAUGCCAUUGAUCCGAUGGCUGGCAUAUCCAUUAGCUACUUUGCAGCAGCGCUGUGCCAAUUCCUGGCGGGUGCUGCGUUGCUCCGCGCCAAUUCUCAGGUCCGCACCUACUUCCAGAGGGAUGCCAGUCCUACUGAGCCACGUCGGGUCUCCUCGGGCACGCUGUGCUGCGGUUGCGGACUUCGCGGUCGCGGCGAAUCCGUAAAGGACCCCAUCACUUACUUCGAAGCGAAAGUGCAGAUGCUGGCUUGUGAUAGCCUACUGACCGCUGCAGCAAAAGAUUCCGGUGCUCGCGGAAUGUGGACCAGAUUCAAAUUUAGGACUGAAGGAUGGAUGGAGCUGCAGCCAGCCCAUCUGAGCAUUUUUGGCUUGGAGCAGCAGUCUGUGAAGAGCUGCAGUGAUGCAAACUUGAAGCAAAUCAUGGCAGCAUUGCUACACCAGACUGUUUUGGGACCAAGCAAACAGGCCCGCCGCCGUGCCGAAAAAAAGAGUGCCAGCGCCGCGCCACCGGCGGCCGUGAUGCAGGAUGUGGACCUGGGGCCUUUCACCCUGCAGAUUGAAACCUGGCCCAGCUUUCGCUUGGGCAGCUCUUUGUGGCCCUCGGGCUUUUUGUUGGCUGAAGCACUGGCCACAAGUGCCGUGGCGCUGCCCCGGCCUUUGGCCGGCUCCUCGGUCCUGGAGCUGGGCGCCGGGCCGGGGCUGCCGGGACUGGCGGCGGCCAAGAUGGGCGCCAGGGUUACCUUGACGGACUAUUCCGAGCUGGUCCCUCUGAUGGAGAGAAACAUCCUCCACAACCAGUUGCAAGGCGCCAAAGCCUGCAGCCUCGAUUGGAGCCAAGUAUCUGGGUCGCAGCUCGCCUCGGAACUAAAGCUAGCACCUUUAGAUUUCAUCCUGGCUGCUGAUGUGGUAUACUUUGAAGAACAAGAUCCACUGGUCGAUGCGCUGAAGGAACUCAUGAUGCCCGAGACCACUUUAGUGCUGGCGUAUCGAGAGCGCACGCCUGCAGAUCGGAUCUACUUGGAGGAUGUGAUCCUGCCAAAGAUGCAGGCUACCCGGCUGGACUUUCAGACGCCUGCGCAUGGCUCCUGCGAGAUCUACGACCCUGCCGCGGCGGCUGCGGCGGUUAUGGCGGAGGCUUCGGCGAUUGCGGUGAUGCCUGGAGGCCCCCCGCCGAUGCCGCCUCCGGGACACAUGCCGCAUGGCCCACCCAUGAUGCCGCCCCCGGGGAUGAUGCCUCCGGGGAUGAUGCCGCCACCCGGGGUGCUGCCCCCAGAGAUGCAUGGUAUGCCCAUGCCACCGAUGCCUGAUGGAAUCCCGGAGGGGCCACGGCCAGCCAAGCGCCGGCGGCUAAAGGGCUUGGACGCCAACAGUCUAGAGAAGAUGCUCCGCGGUCUCUACCAAUGCCUUAGGCGCCUGGUGGACGUGCUGCCCGAGAAGACGCCCAAGGAGGCCCCCGUGGAAGCCUUGGAAGAGGACUUCGAGCAAUUUUGGCGCCUGCGCUUUGAUGCUCGUGCCAUGGGGGAGCCAGGCACCGCAGCCUUCUUGCGACGUUUUCCAACUGUCUUUGGUCUCCGCAGCACUGGCUUAUCUGUGAUGGUCUCGCCCAUGGAGGAGCCGAACUUUGACGAAGCGGCUGCUGUGGGCUUGGAAAAAACCAAUGCCGAAACCAAGACCUUCAAGGUGCCGGACGGCUUUGCCCAUGGCCUUGGUGAGCAGGUCAUUGCGGCUUUGGUGAACCUCACAGCAGAGGACCGAAAGCCUGGAAGCGUUCCGCUGAACUGCCAAUACGCCAGUUAUGAGGUGGCACAGGAACUGCUUGGAACUCUGAAGGAAGGCAACCGCGACGAGGAGCAGGAACUUCUAAAAGCUCUUCGCGAUCCCAAGCCUUUGCAGCCCAGAGUGGAAGAUCCCAUUGUUCGCGAGGACCUAGGCCCGCCUCCACACCCGGGACCACCCAGCUUCAACGGGCCGCCUGGACCUCCCCCUCCCCCGGACAAGGGCUUCGGCAAGGGCGGAGGCUUCAGCAAGGGUGGCAGGACUGCUUUGGUCAUUACCAUCCGAGUUCUGGAACUAGCACAAAUAGCCUUCAAAGCCAUGUUCGCGGGAAGGUGUUUGAUGAUCUGUGUCUUUGACCCAAGCAGGUCUGAGAUUUUCCAUGUGAGAUCUGUGAGAUCCCUGCCGCCCGAGGAAAAGAAACAAGAUCCACAAGCCGGUCAAGGAACGCCGUUGUCCACCGCGCUGAAUCUGGCGGCCACGUCCAUGGGCACGGGCCUUCUCACCUUGCCUCAUGUCUUCGCUGGUUGCGGACCCUUAGUCGCCUCGAUCUUGUUGGGCGUGCUGAGCAUCACCACGGACAUUACCUUGGUGUUGCUGGUCAGAAUGGGUCGGAUGUUGAAUGUCAUGACCUUCGGCUCCCUGAUGCGUCGGAUCUUUGGGAAAAGUGGCUCUUUGGUCUUUCAACUGACGCUCAUCUCAGUCUUGUUCUUAGCGCUGACUGCCAUGCAACGCGUGGUGAUGGAUUUGCUUCCCAUCUUCGUGGAAUCCAUUUGUGGUUUGAUUCCUGGCACAGUGAAGCCUCUGGCCCUCAGCAUGUUUGUGAACUUCUUUGUGAUUGCUGCGUGCUUCUCCAAGAAUUACCAUUCCUUGAGGUUUACCUCAGGAGCAGCGCUGCUGUGUCUGCUGCCCUUCGUCCUGUCGCUGUGGUUCAAUGCGGCCACAGCGGUCGAGUCGCCCCGUUCGGUGGCGGAUUCCAUGAGUAGCGAGGGUUUUUUGUUGGCAUCGCCCAUUCUAGCCUCAUCGUUGGCAGGCGGGCAUUUCAGCAUCAUGGAGAUGUCCUCGCAGCUGCAGAGUCGCUAUAAGGAGUCGAUUUAUGGGGUGAUCCACGUGGUCUUUCUGGCGGUGAUUCCCAUCUGCUACGUCUCCGUGUCCUGGGCCGGCGUGGUGCUCUUUGGUGCGGACACGCCGGAGGAUAUUUUGGUGGAAUUCCAGGGAGACUAUGUCAUGGAGGUGGCUCGAGGGAUCCUGAGCUUCACCAACGCGCUGCGGAUGCCGUUGAUUUUGAUGCCCCUCCACACCUUAGUCUGCGAUACCUUGCACAUGCUUACCGUGUCUCAGGGCGCUGGAGCCGCUGGAGCCGCUGGAGCCGCUGGAGCCGCUGGGGCCGCUGGAGCUGCUGGUGAGUCCAGCGCCCUGAACGCCUGGCGCCUGUUCCUGGGGAUGCCUAUGUUGCUGUUGUCCUCAGCGGGCUUGGCCCAGUGGCUCAGUACCCUCUCCAGCAUCCUGGGACUGCUGGGUGGCACUUGUGGAGUAAUUGGAUGCUUCUGUGUGCCGGGUGCAAUGUAUCUGCGGGAUAUUGGGAUGCGUCAAGAUGUCUACAACGAGCUGCUGUGUCACCUAGGAAUCAGACUAGAUCCCUAUGGCUUUGACCAGCGCAUCCAGGGUUACCUGCUUAGCACCAACUCGCGCUUGGUUGGCGAGUACCGCGGUGAGCUUGUCAUUUUGGCUGGGAGGGGUUUCUUUAGUGGCCAUCAAAUGCCUGGCUUGGCGUAUUUCAUCUCAGGAAGCGAGCUCAUCAAGGCCUCGAUCUUUGAAUCCUUGGGCGAUGUGAUGAGUUCUGCCAUCCUGGCCGUGACCCAGAUGAAGGUGCGAGAUGAUCGGGACAUACACCUCUACCCUCGUGGGAAGGGGCGCUUCACGCCUUUGGGCAUCUUGUUCUUCUCGGCUUUCGCAGUCUCGACCAUGAUUGGCCUCAUCAUCGAGAAUCUGGAGAAGCUCUUUGGGUCUUCUGACGAAGAGGAGCGCCGCGAUCUCCUUAGAAAACUCUUUGAGGAGCAGCCAAGGCUGCGCUGGGGCAUGAGAGACGAACAGCUGGAAAAGCUGAUUUCUAGCUAUGGAGAAGAGGAGUCGGGUGGUAUGGAGGGUGCCUUGGUUUGUUUGUUGGUCGCCUGUAUCAUCAUCAAGAGCGGGCUCCUGGUCUUCUGCCUCUAUGCAGCCAGGCGCGGCGAGUCGGAAAUCGCCCGGACGGUGGCCAUGGAUCACCGCAACGAUGUUCUUUGGCCCCGAAAAGUGGAGGGAAUCCUGGGAAACAGCUUGGUGUUGAUCAUCGUGGCUGGCACCGUGUGGUGCCAGAGCCGCGGAAGGGGCGGUGGGUGGCUUGAGAAGGUGGAUCCGUCAUCGUCGCUGCUCCUGGCUCUCUAUGUGUUGACUUGUUGGCUGCAAACUGCGGCUGAGCAACUUAGAGCCUCCCGGUUCAACAAUGGACGGAAGUGCAGAACUGGUUGGAGGUAUCAAAGGUAUCUUCAAUUCAGAUUUUGUGUGAUAGCAGUAACCUUGGCGGGGGAAGAUUCUUGGAAUGGGUUUAAACCACCACACAUGAGUUCUCCAAUUAAUAGCCCGAGAAGCCACCAAUGUUAUUUUGUGUCAUGUAGUUGCAUCCCAUUUGUUAUUCAGUCUGCACGCUUGUUCAUGGUAUAA
Messenger RNA from Cladocopium goreaui, 5892 nucleotides. Lineage: Eukaryota; Dinophyceae; Suessiales; Symbiodiniaceae. The record is from the annotation of a GenBank genome assembly.